AUGGGUUUGAAUUUUCGUAAUGAUAUUUGGGGUUCGUGGAGUUUCAGCAGUUUAGACAAGGAAUCGGAGAAGAGUAUUGGUGUGAGUUGCGAUGACGUCUGGGGUUCAUGGAGUUUUAGCAGUUUAAAUAAUGACUUUUUAGAUAAGGAAUCGAAGGAUAGUUUUGACCAAGAAUUGGGAGGCGUUGUGGAUGAGUUGCCUGUGCCUACGUUCACGGCAAUCAUUCCAUAUUUUGAGACGGAUAUUGGAGAUUUAUGGGGGUGUGAGAGUGAGAAACACAAUGGAGACCAAAAAUCCUUUUCUGGUCUCAAUUUGGUGAGGUUUCAACAAGGGAAGGGUAACUUGCAAUUUGAUAAAAUAUCAAUUCCAAUUAGUAGUUUUAGUCAAAUUGGGAUUGGUAAUGGGGUUUCUUAUGGUGAUAAUUUUGGUUGUAGUGGGAAUGUGAAUGUGAAUGUGAAUGUGAAUGUGAAUGUGAAUGAUGGGGUUGUUUGUAAUAAUGAGGUUGAGGAAGUUUGUUUCAACUGUGGUGGAGGAGUUAGGAAUGAUCCUUUGUUAUGGAGGAGCAUUCACAUAGAUCAACCUUUGAGUUCGAAGAUCAGUGAUGAUGCUCUUGUGAAGUUAACUGGCAGGGCAGUUGGUACUCUUCAAUGCUUGAGUCUUGUGAACUAUUGUAGAAUAACCGAUAUUGGUUUGAAGCGUGUGUUCGAAAGCAAUCCAGGGCUGAAGAAGAUUCAAAUGGAGACACCAUCUGGCAUUAAAGAUUCCAUACCUACUUGGAUAAAGUUCUUUGUACAAGCUCUAGGUGAAAUCCCAUACAGUGGUAUAUACUAUGAUCCACUAGAAGAGACAUUUCUGGGGCAAUUUCCACCAGAUCCUCCUCCACCUGCAACAAUUUGA
Messenger RNA from Pistacia vera, 897 nucleotides. RefSeq lists its product as uncharacterized. NCBI's taxonomy places the organism in Eukaryota, Viridiplantae, Streptophyta, Magnoliopsida, Sapindales, Anacardiaceae. The transcript is spliced from 4 exons. Bases 1 to 897 code for a protein of 298 amino acids. Gene Ontology annotation, cellular component: cytoplasm. The record is from RefSeq and is a predicted model, not a curated record.